AGGCUAGAAAGCACCGAACCUCGUGUAUCCACCCUCCAGUCAAUCAAACAGGUUGGCGUUUGGUGGUUGUGCUCACUGAGAUGUUGCAUUUGGAUGUUAAGUAUCUGUUGCAUAAAUCGGUUGAGAAAACAUUCAUUAUAUAAACCCAAAUCUUGUUUCAAGCCUACUCAAAUCUUGAUUCAGUAUUCUACAUCCUUUAAAAAACAAAGGAGAAUCAAAAUUUCAUCUUGAAGUAGACACAAAUUAAUAUGGCUGCAGCUGUGGCAAGCAGAGUUGAAAGCCUAGCUAGCAGUGGGAUUCAACUGAUACCCAAAGAGUAUGUGAGGCCUCAAGAAGAGCUGACCUCCAUGGGAAAUGUGUUUGAGGAAGAGAAAAACCUCCAAGGGCCUCAAGUUCCAACGAUUGACCUGAGUCAGAUCGAAGCAGAGGACACAGAAGUUCGCGAUAAAUGCCGGGAUGAGCUGAAGAAUGCUGCAAUGCAGUGGGGAGUUAUGCACCUUGUCAACCAUGGAAUUCCGGUUGAGCUCAUUGAUCGCGUCAAGGAAGCCGGACAAAAAUUCUUUGAUCUCCCUGUUGAAGAAAAGGAGAAGUAUGCUAAUGAUCAGGCCUCAGGGAAUAUUCAGGGAUAUGGUAGCAAACUAGCCAACACUGCCAGUGGUAGCCUUGAAUGGGAGGACUACUUUUUCCACACCAUUUUCCCUGAGGACAAAAGGGAUAUGUCCAUUUGGCCUAAAACUCCAGCUGACUACAUUCCUGCUGUGAUGGAAUACGCGAAGCGAUUGAGGAUCCUGGUGAGCAAGAUACUAUCAGUGCUCUCUCUUGGGUUGGGACUAGAAGAAGGGAGGCUGGAAAAGGAAGUUGGAGGCAUGGAAGAACUGAUUCUUCAGAAGAAGAUCAAUUACUAUCCCAAAUGUCCUCAACCCGAACUAGCAUUAGGCGUCGAAGCUCACACUGAUGUAAGUGCACUGACUUUCAUACUUCAUAACAUGGUGCCUGGCCUGCAAUUGUUCUAUGAAGGCAAGUGGAUUACUGCUAAAUGUGUUCCUGAUUCCAUAAUCAUGCACAUUGGAGACACUAUUGAGAUUCUUAGCAAUGGUAAGUACAAAAGCAUUUUGCACAGAGGCCUUGUGAACAAGGAGAAAGUGCGAAUUUCUUGGGCUGUUUUCUGUGAGCCACCAAAGGAAAAGAUCAUCCUCAAGCCACUGCCGGAAACUGUGUCAGAGACCCGCCCUCCUCGCUAUCCUCCUCGCACUUUCGCUCAGCAUAUUCAGCACAAACUGUUCGGGAAGAAGGAAGAAUCUCCUGAAGACUCUAAACUUCAGGAAGUUGACGAAUCAUCCAGUGAUACUACUAAAUCCUCUUCAUAAGCUUUUCAUCUCAUUUAGACUAAGAUGCUUGAUUAUUUUUGUUAUCUUUUCGAGUUGGUAAGUCUGUUGUGUGUUCAUGAUUCAAUGAAGUUAGGCCUGUCAACUCCAAAGCUUAUGUUACCAGCAAUGUUCAAUAAAAACCUUCACUAUUUUUAGUUUUCCAUUCUUUGUUACAUUACAAAGGUAUCCAAAAGAUUGAUGAAAAAAAUUACUCUAAGAUUACAAACACAAACACCUCUUUCGUUUUUUUCUUUAAUCAAAAGAUUCAAAGGACAAGAAGUUCACAGGAUGAGAUUUUUCACACUAUCCAGAACAAGUGCUUUCUAUGCUUUUGACUUCCAAGUUACAACUCAAUUAUUCCGGCAAAUACAGUACAAAUAUACCCUGCAUAGAUGAGCUCAACCUCAGGAAUCAUGAAGGGUCUAAUUUCAAAAUGCACUAAAUCCUCAAGAAAAUUGAUCAUAGUUCAGAAACCAAGUCUUCCAGUCUCUUCUGCAGGUUAAUUUGAUCAGGGCUCUUCCCAGCAUCAAUCUGAGAUUACCAAUAUGCCAUAUGAACUAACUGAUUUGCACGUUCAUUGAAAAUGAAAGAGAAAACUAACCAAUAUCUACAAGAAGCAAUGAAUUAACUGACAUUUACCUCACAUUCAAUUGCAUGAAUCU
Messenger RNA from Oldenlandia corymbosa var. corymbosa, 2029 nucleotides. Lineage: Eukaryota; Viridiplantae; Streptophyta; Magnoliopsida; Gentianales; Rubiaceae. The record is from the annotation of a GenBank genome assembly.